GAAGUAUUCCGAGUUCAGAAGAAGGUGUGGUUGAUAGAAACGCUUGUGUACGGACAUUUGGAAACUGCUGUGAACAUGUAUUAAACCUUCGGAUCAAAAACUGUGAAUAUUUCAUGGUCUAUUGCUUCCUGGACUUACACCCUUCCUGUCAUAGCAGAUUCUGUUUUGAUGUUGAUCUAAGUGUUGAAACAACAACGACUACAACAACAACAAGUUCUACCACUCCGUCGACCACAACUACCACUACCACCACCACAACAACACCUACAUUACCGCCUUCAACAACAGUAACAACUAAAGAAACAACCACUGGUGGACAGGAUUCACCAUACGAUAACAUCCCUUGUAGAGGAAAAUACACAAAUGAGAACAAAGAAACUGUGGUUGCAUUGGCUGUGCUGUUGGUGAUUAGUGUAAUUGCACUUGGCGUUUUGGGAUUUGUGUUAUAUAAAACGAAAAGAAUGCCGGAAGCUGCAUAUGUGAUUGAGAACCCUCCACCAUACGAAAAAUACAAGAUCAGUGACAACAAGGAUAUUUAAUGUGUUUGUGAGAAUAUUCUUGCACGCAUGAUUAUGCCUAGUUGUGUCGAUUUGGACUUGUUUGGUAUAGAAUUAAUAGAACAUACUAGAUAUUAUUAUUUCUUUCGACAGAAAAACACAAUUCAAUUGAGUGGGCGCAUAAUAUAUGGUGUUUGCGAGAAGACGUAAAUUGUUUUAUUUAAAGCAGUUUACUGACACGUUGAAUCCACGAGAAAUUUUAUACCUUAUUGGAAACUUAGUGUAUGAAGUUUCGGGUAUAAUUCUUCAAAAGUUUCUAUAUGGUUAUUGUUUUAUCAAACACGAAGGUGAUUGUUUAAAGGGACAAUAAACAUAUACCUGUG
Messenger RNA from Mercenaria mercenaria, 880 nucleotides. Its product is annotated as serum albumin SDS-1-like. The annotation marks the transcript as partial. The record is from RefSeq and is a predicted model, not a curated record. The transcript is spliced from 4 exons. NCBI's taxonomy places the organism in Eukaryota, Metazoa, Mollusca, Bivalvia, Venerida, Veneridae.